AUGUUUGGAAGUUCGUUGAAUAAAGGGUUUGGAAGUACUCCAUCCUUUGGCAAUACAGCUGCUAAUGCCACCACCAACAAUAAUAACACCGGAGGUGGAUUAUUUGGUGGUAAUAAUACUAAUAAUAAUAACACAUCUGGUGGAUUAUUUGGAGCAUCUAGUAAUAAUAACAAUAAUACAACCUCAGGUUUUGGUAACAAUAACUCGACAUUUGGUUCAAGUAAUACUGGUUUUGGAACCAGUGGAGGAUUGAAUACUAAUAAUAACACUACAAAUCCUUCCAACACUACUGGUGGAGGGUUAUUUGGAAGUAAUAAUACCACUAACAAUUCUAGCACAUCGGGAGGAAUGUUUGGGAAUAAACCUGCUACUUCGGGCCUUUUUGGUGGAAAUAGUAAUACAUCAGGAGGCUUGUUCGGAGGUAAUAACAAUACCACUAAUAACACUAAUACCACUCCUAAUACUGGGGGGUUAUUUGGAGGUAAUAAUAAUAAUAAUACUAAUAAUAAUUCAACAGGUGGAUUAUUCGGAUCCAACAACAAUAAUAAUGCUAAUAGUACUAAUAACACUUCAGGAGGAUUAUUUGGGUCAAAACCUGCAACUUCAGGAGGGUUGUUCGGAUCAAACAAUACCAAUAAUACCACAUCAGGAGGGUUAUUUGGAUCUAAUAAUACCAGUAAUACUACUUCAGGAGGAUUAUUUGGAUCUAAACCAGCAACUGGAGGAUUGUUCAGUAAUAAUACCAAUAACACUAAUAACUCCAAUACCUCAAAUAAUGGAGGAUUAUUUGGAAGUUCCAAUAACACAUCAGGAGGAUUAUUUGGAUCAAACAAUAAUAAUACUUCUGGGGGAUUAUUUGGGGGACAAAAUCAAAACCAAAAUCAACAAAACAAUCAAUCAGUAUUUAAUCAAAACAAUCAAUUCCAACUCAAUGCUAUGACUAGAGUAGGUGACUUACCAGAAAAUAUCAAAAGAGAAUUACAAGAAUUCGAUAAAUAUAUCAACCAACAACAUUUAAUAGCAACCAAUUUACAAAAUGAAGUUAAAGUUCAUGACGAAUUGAUCAAGACUUUACCUCAAGAUAUCGAUUAUUUAUAUAUCAAGUUGAAGAGUACUAAACAAGCCUUGAAAUUCGAUUCAAAUAAUUUAAGUAACUUGAAAUCUUUAAAUAAUGAAUUAACUGAAGAUAUCAACAAAAUGUUACAACUUAUCUUACAAUUAUCAAUUCCUGGUACUAAAUUAUCAUCAUCAUAUCAAUUAAAUGAAUUUUUCAUCAAAAAGAUCAAGUAUUAUAAUGAAAUCAUUACCAAUUAUGAAUCAACGAUAAAGGAAUUUACAUCUAUUUUACAAAAUUUAGAACAAUCUGUUAACCAAGGUUUUGGUAAUAUCUUCAAUAUCUUAGAAAUCAUAAAGACACAAUUCAAUUUGUUUUUGGAAUUAUGUGAUAACUUAGCUAACUUACAUAACAGUAUAUCUAAGUUAACUUAA
This is a messenger RNA of Yamadazyma jaroonii, 1488 nucleotides long. NCBI's taxonomy places the organism in Eukaryota, Fungi, Ascomycota, Pichiomycetes, Serinales, Debaryomycetaceae. The record is from the annotation of a GenBank genome assembly.